Messenger RNA from Odocoileus virginianus texanus, 7971 nucleotides. It is a transcript of the gene KCNQ2, whose product is annotated as potassium voltage-gated channel subfamily Q member 2. The record is from RefSeq and is a predicted model, not a curated record. Lineage: Eukaryota; Metazoa; Chordata; Mammalia; Artiodactyla; Cervidae. Gene Ontology annotation, cellular component: membrane; voltage-gated potassium channel complex. Gene Ontology annotation, molecular function: voltage-gated potassium channel activity. Gene Ontology annotation, biological process: potassium ion transmembrane transport.
GAGCCCGCGCCCGCCCGGGCGCCGCCCGGCACCAUGGUGCAGAAGUCGCGUAACGGCGGCGUGUACCCUGGCCCGAGCGGUGAGAAGAAGCUCAAGGUGGGCUUCGUGGGGCUGGACCCCGGCGCCCCCGACUCCACCCGGGACGGCGCGCUGCUCAUCGCCGGCUCCGAGGCCCCCAAGCGCGGCAGCAUCCUGAGCAAGCCGCGUGCGGGUGGCGCGGGCGCCGGGAAGCCCCCCAAGCGCAACGCCUUCUACCGCAAGCUGCAAAAUUUCCUCUACAACGUGCUGGAGCGGCCGCGCGGCUGGGCGUUCAUCUACCACGCCUACGUGUUCCUGCUGGUCUUCUCCUGUCUCGUGCUGUCCGUGUUCUCCACCAUCAAGGAGUACGAGAAGAGCUCUGAGGGCGCACUCUACAUCCUGGAAAUCGUGACCAUCGUGGUGUUCGGUGUGGAGUACUUCGUGCGGAUCUGGGCGGCGGGUUGCUGCUGUCGGUACCGCGGCUGGAGAGGGCGGCUCAAGUUUGCCCGGAAGCCCUUCUGUGUGAUUGACAUCAUGGUGCUCAUCGCGUCCAUCGCUGUGCUGGCUGCUGGUUCCCAGGGCAAUGUGUUCGCCACAUCAGCGCUCCGGAGCCUGCGCUUCCUGCAGAUCCUGCGCAUGAUCCGAAUGGACCGGCGGGGCGGCACCUGGAAGCUGCUGGGCUCCGUGGUCUACGCACACAGCAAGGAAUUGGUCACUGCCUGGUACAUCGGCUUCCUCUGCCUCAUCCUGGCCUCAUUUCUGGUGUACUUGGCGGAGAAGGGGGAGAACGAUCACUUUGAUACCUACGCGGAUGCACUCUGGUGGGGCCUGAUCACCCUGACAACCAUCGGCUACGGCGACAAGUACCCCCAGACCUGGAACGGGAGGCUCCUGGCGGCGACCUUCACCCUCAUCGGUGUCUCCUUCUUUGCUCUUCCUGCCGGCAUUUUGGGGUCUGGCUUUGCAUUGAAAGUUCAAGAGCAGCACCGUCAGAAGCACUUUGAGAAGAGGCGGAACCCUGCAGCGGGUCUGAUCCAGUCUGCCUGGAGGUUCUAUGCCACCAACUUGUCUCGCACAGACCUGCACUCCACGUGGCAGUACUACGAGCGCACGGUGACCGUCCCCAUGUACAGCUCGCAAACUCAAACCUACGGGGCCUCCAGACUGAUCCCGCCGCUCAACCAGCUGGAGCUGCUGCGGAACCUCAAGAGCAAGUCUGGACUUACCUUCAGGAAGGAGCCUCAGCCGGAGCCAUCUCCCAGUAAAGGCAGACGGUGCGCAGAGUCCCUGUGUGGAUGCUGCCCAGGACACGCUAGUCAGAAGGUCAGUUUGAAAGACCGUGUCUUCUCCAGCCCCCGCGGCGUGGCUGCCAAGGGCAAGGGGUCCCCUCAGGCCCAGACCGUCCGCCGGUCACCCAGCGCCGACCAGAGCCUAGAGGACAGUCCAAGCAAGGUGCCCAAGAGCUGGAGCUUCGGGGAACGUGGCCGUGCCCGGCAGGCAUUCCGGGCCAGGGGUGCUGCUUCGCGGCAGAACUCGGAAGAAGCAAGUCUCCCAGGGGAGGACAUCGUGGACGACAAUAAGAGCUGCAACUGCGAGUUUGUGACAGAGGAUCUGACCCCAGGCCUCAAAGUCAGCAUUCGGGCCGUGUGUGUUAUGCGGUUCCUGGUGUCCAAGCGGAAGUUCAAGGAGAGCCUGCGGCCCUACGACGUGAUGGAUGUGAUCGAGCAGUACUCAGCCGGCCACCUAGACAUGCUGUCCCGCAUCAAAAACCUGCAGUCCAGAGUGGACCAGAUCGUGGGUCGUGGCCCAGCGAUGGCGGACAAAGACCGAGGCAAGGGCCCGGCGGAGGCGGAGCUGCCCGAGGACCCCAGCAUGAUGGGGAGGCUGGGGAAGGUGGAGAAGCAGGUGCUGUCCAUGGAGAAGAAGCUGGAUUUCCUGGUGAACAUCUACAUGCAGCGCAUGGGUGUCCCCCCGACGGAAACUGAGGCCUACUUUGGGGCCAAGGAGCCAGAGCCAGCGCCACCGUACCACAGCCCAGAGGACAGCCGGGACCACGGUGGCCGGAGUGGCUGCAUCAUCAAGCUUGUCCGCUCCACCAGCUCCAUGGGCCAGAAGAACUUCGCAGCGCCCCCGCCUGCACCCCCUGCCCAGUGCCCACCCUCCACCUCAUGGCAGCAGCAGUGCCACCCCCGCCCAGGCCACGGCACCUCACCCGUGGGGGACCACAGCUCGCUCGUGCGCAUCCCGCCGCCACCCGCCCACGAGCGGUCCCUAUCUGCUUAUAGCGGGGGCCACCGGGCCAGCACGGAGUUCCUGAGGCCGGAGGAUGCCCCGGCCUGCAGGCCCCACGAGGGCGCGCUGAGGGACAGUGACACAUCCAUCUCCAUUCCAUCCGUGGACCAUGAGGAGCUGGAGCGCUCUUUCAGUGGCUUCAGCAUCUCCCAGUCCAAGGAGAACCUGGACGCCCUCAACAGCUGCUACGCGGCGGUCGCUCCGUGUGCCAAAGUCAGGCCCUACAUCGCAGAGGGCGAGUCGGACACGGACUCGGACCUCUGCACCCCGUGCGGGCCCCCACCACGCUCCGCGACGGGCGAGGGCCCUUUCGGUGAUAUGGGCUGGGCCGGGCCCCGGAAGUGAGGCCACCCGCUAGCCUCCCCCUGACUCCUGGCCUCCUGGUCUUGAGGCAGAUGCUCUGGGGCCCUUUUCUUAGAGCAAGGCAGGGGUGCCCGUGCAGGGCAGCAGGCAGGCGUGGCCCUCAGUCUCUCACACUGAAGGCUGGCAGAAAUUCUUUUCCAGCAAGGGGCAGCCCGGCUGGCCUUGCCCACUCGGCAGACUCUGCAGACCAUUGGCCUGGGCAUGACAGAGGCCGGGGUCAAGGCUGAGGACAGGCACCCUGUGGCCAGGUGGAGGCUUGGUUGGGGGCAGGGUGGCAGCGAGGGGCAGAUCUGCCUCGUGAGGAUCAGCAGCUUUGAGGCCCAGGGCGUGUGGCUUGUCUCUGCCCCCAUUCCUGUCCUGCCCCAUCAUCCUGGGUACCACCCGCAGCUGCUGGUCAGUGUCACCACCUUCCCCCUGGUUCCGAGCAUCCUGUGACAGGAGCCAGCCCCACGUUCAGGACUCUGGCCUGAAGGGGGCGUGGGGGCGAGGCUUUGGACCCCCUCCAGAACAGAAUGGCCUCUGACCUCCGGAAAUUGAUUCCUGUGGGGAGGGACCGGCUCCAUAGGCUCCUGGAAGAGAUCCUUGGGGGCUCCCUUCCAGACUUGGAAGCUGGAGGGGUGUCCCCUGUGUCCUCUUCCCUCUCUCUUGGCUGGGCGCUGGUCACCACUCUGUGGCCAGCACUGUGACAUGGACCUGCCUGUGGGAAUGUGUGCUGAGUGGCUAGGGGGCCCCCCGGCUGGGCUCGUGCUCUGGGGUCCUGACCGGGCCAGUUGUGGUGAGUUGAUUUACUCGCUGUCCUCCAGGGACCCUGCUUCACCUGUCCCGCAUCAGCCCCCCAACAGGACCCCUGCUGGACGAUGCUGCAGCUGAUGGGAAAACCCUUCAGUAGAGUCCUGCCCUGCAAUGUCCAGAGAUGAAGGAGCUGCCUUGUAGGUGGUCUCUCCUGUCCCUCCUAGGCUGACCAUCCCCCGCCCUCUCCUCACUGACCAGCCCUUGACUGUGACCGCUGGGUGUCUUGGGAUCAGAGAUGCCUGUUCCCACCCUGGGCCCUGGGAAACAGUGGUGCCCAUCCUUCUCUUCUUGGGCCUGAGGAGCAGUCGCUUUGAGCCAGGAGUCCACCCCCAGGAGGCGGAGUGGACCCCAUCCUGGGCCCCCAGCUGUCAGUGUGCAGGGGCAUCUGGCGUUUGGGGUGACAGGACAGCAAGCCUGGGCACCUAGUGUCCUCUGAGGCAGUGACCUUCCUGUGCGUCAGGGCUGGGUCCACGAAGCCUACCACGUAGUGACUUCCCCUGAAAUACCAGGUCCAGGGAGAGCCUGAGCUGUCUCCUCAGGACGCUUCCAUCCAUCCUGGUCAGUGAGAGACUCUGCUUGCUCUCUGGGAAGGACUUUGAAAGCAGCGUCCGAGGGUCGAAUGCCCCUGGCUGUUGGGGUCCUGGCCCUCUGAGAUCCCUGGGGAGCAGUGUCUACUACAGCCUCUGUGCAUUCCCCCCCUUCACCAGGACCCCCAGGUCCCCACCAUGUGUACCUGUCUGCUAGCCCAGUGCAGGAGGACCCGAGCUCGGAGUCAGAACCAUGGUCUGUGUUCAGGGCCAAGGCACAAGGAUGCCCCCCGCCCCCAGUCUCCAGGGAGGGGUUGGCUAUGGAAUCUUCCAUGUGGCCUGGGGCCGGGGGGGGGGGUGCCUCUUCGGCUCCCUCCACCCAGCGUGUCUGCUCUGUACACCCUUGGUGUUCUCCCUUUCAGACCUUCAGUGGUGAGCAAAGCUCCUCCUUAGUGUUGGCUGUGUGAAGAGGCCCUGGCAAGUGGCAGCUCCUCUGGGUGAGGGCAGAGCCCUCCUUUGCCCCCCAUCUUGGGAGAGAGAGGCCCCAGAUGGAGGCCCCCAACAAGGCACGAGCAGGCCAGCUCCUGGACCAAGUGUAUCCACAGCUGCUCCAGCCCCAGUUGUUGCUGUCCGGCUCUGGGAGGGUUCGAUUCAGGUUGCCAGCAGCAGGGACCCACCCCUGUCAGAUCUUGGCCUGCAUGGGCCCCUGGCCUGCUAGGAGAGGCCUUUGGCCCCUGGAGAGAGGUGUGUGUCCUGUCACUUGCAUGCCCUGUUGUGGGUCCCUGGUGACAAGAGGGGCUGGCUUGGUCCACAGAGCUGCUGAGCCAGAUGCUGGCACCAAGGCCACUGCUGGGAGGGCCUCCAAGGUUGCAGAAGGAGGGGUUGAGGCCCAACUCUCCACGUGCUGUGCUCAGCAAGGAGUCUGUGACGCCUCCUCCAUGAAAUCCUGCCCCCUCCCCCGGUCUCUGCUUGGGGGACCGUUUCGCGGUGAGGUUUUAGGAGAUGAUGGGGUAGAGGCUCUUCUUAGGGGUCCGAGCAACAUGUGUUCCUUUGUGUCCAUCUGCUGCCCCAGGGCCCCCACCUUCAGGAGCUAUGGCAGGAGAGUGCUUGGCACUCCGGGGACGUCGGCGCACUUCCUGGGUGACCCGUGGCUGCGGGCCCACCCUGCCCCACCGCACAUGUGGUAGGCGCUUCCCAAGAGAAGCAUCUCAGUUACCCGAUCACGUGGCUCCCCCAGCCCUGCACAUGCCUGUGCUCACACUCCUGCCUGCAGACAUACAGCACAUACACACUCAUGCAUACACACCCACAGGUACACGCACAGCACCUGCACACGGAGUCACAUGCAUUCUCACCCAGACACACCAGAGUGCACACACUUACCCAUGUAAUGCACAAUCAUACACACCAUGUACACACACCCAUGCUCACAUACUCACACAUCCAUGUGCACACACGCUUACCCACGCAUGCACAGAUGCCUUGUCUGCUUCAAUCCGUAGGAAUCAGCAAGUUCGGGAGUUGCAGACAGUCCUGGGACAUUGACCCUGGGUGGGGUUCCCGCUCUUCUGGCCCCUGGGCAGCACCUCAGGGGGAUCCCCAGAGCCCAGGCAGGUUCCCACCUACCCUCUUCCUCCUCCUCAACUGCCCCAGAGGCUGUCCAGAUGCCAAGAUGGCCUAGGCUGGGCCAGGGAGAUCUUGGUGUCUGUGGGCAUCCAGCUGCAAUGUGGGGGCUCUGGUGGCUCCCUCCGCCCUCCUGAGCCAUGUGGCCCAGCCUCAGGACCCUCUCCGUUUUCUGCCCUACACCCCCCUGUUCUGUGACAGCAUGAGCCGUGGCCACCGUGGAGGAUGAAGGAACCCAGCCAGGGGGCAGGGGACUCCCUCCGGUGCCUCCCUGCCGGGCCCCUCCCUCUGGGAGACCAUGGCACCCCCGUGGGAGCACCACCCUCCUUUGGGGGGAUUUGCCAGGGAGUCCGCCCCAUGAGGAGAGCCAGUCACUGCCCUCUAAUUAACAUUGUCAGCCGGAGCGGUCACCAGACAGCAGCUCUGCACAGCUUUCACAGAUGGUUUUAACUUCUCCCUUCCCUAGGCUGGGGCACCCUGGUGGUCAUGGGCCUAAGAUGUCAACACGGGACGGGGGGAGGUGUCCUCUUCUCUGCUAUGCCAUGUACCUGCCGUUUGUGGACAGAACGUGGCCCUGGGACAUUGCUGAUGCUUCUGAAGCCCCAGAGGAUGGGGGCUGCAGACAGGCCUUCGUAAGAGUGCUGGUGUUAAUUCCCAUGCUCCCCCGACGUCAAGACCACACCAGGCGCUGGUGGAGUCAUCGGCCUGGAUUUCCUGCUGCAGUCAACAUUGGUUCCGCACCCAAAUCUCCAGAAUACAUGGCUGUGAAGAGGGCCGGUCCAGCAGGGAGGCCCCACCUGGAGGGUUCAGGUCACCCUGCCCGCAGUGGGGUGGGGAGUUCUGAGCCACAGGGUGCCUCCAUGACCCCCAGUUCACACGGCUCCAAAUUAUACACUCUUCCUCGCGUGCACUGCCCUGCAUGGUCUUCAGCUGCCCUGGGCAGUGAUGUGGACAGUCUUGCCCUCUGUGACCCCUGAGCAGAACUCCAGGCUGCCUGCUUGUGUGGAUGGAUGUUCGGCCCCGCUGGGCCAGGCUAUUUGCUUUUAGUGCCCAGGGGAGCCCCAGGCUCCCUGAGUCGGAUGCCCAGUGGACCUGUGCACUUAUUCCAGGCCAGCUGCUUCCUGUGUCCUGCCCCCAGGGCGGUUCCACUUGAGCCUUUACCAAGUACUAAGUGGGAGAGAUGAUCGGGGAGCUUCCUGGAGGAGGUGAUCUGCUCGGAUCAGGGGCUUACGCCUACCCUCUGUCCAAGGGGCCUAGAAAGCCGGCUGCCCAGGGCAGAACACUGUAGCCCCUGAAGCUGCACAAAUGAGGCACACAGCUUGCUGGCUUCUGUUGACUUGUGAGGAUGGGGGCAGAUGUGGAGGGCAUUCUGGAGGGAGGAGAAUGCCCCUUCCUCCUAGGAAGGAGGUAGGGAGCUUGAAAAAGAUGCUUGUGGGAGGAGAGACCCCUCUGUCUUGAGGAGGAGUUGGGUGGCUCUUGCCUUGGAUACUUGCAUGGGUCCCCUUGCCUGAUGGAGGUGUGGCUGGAUGGCCCUGUCUGGAGAGCCACUCAGUAUAGGCAGAUCAGGCACCGGGAGAGGUGGGGACCUUCCUGGGGGACAGCCCUUGGUCCUGGGGUUUCUGGGCAGGUGUGUGGACUUUGCUGAACGCUGCACGUCCAGCUCUGACUGAGUUUCAUAAAGUUGUUGCCUUAAUGCACGUUGACAAAAAUUCACCGUGGUCACCCCCUGCCCCCUUGGCCUCUGCCAGGCACCAAUCUGCGACCCCGCCACCUCCUCCAUCCAGGGUCUGCGGGCCCAGGUCUGCAGCAAGUACAGGGGGUAGGGGACCUCAUGGCAUGGUUCCUGUGGGGCUCUGCCUACCCACCCACCUGGGGACCCCACCUCCAUCCCACGCCGUCCAAAGGCCGCCCUGGCCCCAGCCCCAGCCCCGUCUGCGCUGUUGUCUUGGCUGUCUUUGCACUUUUGUUCAUGUUCAUGCUCCAAAGAAUAUGUCAUGAUGCCUUCAGUGCUGAUGAGCACCGUUGCGCCCGCGCCCCUGCAGCACAGCCGGGCCUCUGCUCCUGGACCUGUCACCCCUGUGACAGGUGACCUGCGUGCCGUCCAUUUUCCAGGGACAGACGCCCAGGGAAAGAAUCUAGUUUUCUACAGACCAGCUGAGACUCACUGACUGCACUCACUGUCAGGCUGACACGUGUGCCACCCCGAGGGCCCAGCGCAGGCUGCCUGGGGACGGCGGGUGCAGGAUCUGGUGACAGGAACACACGUGGGAGGUUCUGGAAAGCUGUAGCGCCACGGGGAUGAGUCAGAUGCCCAGUGGACCUGUGCACUUAGUAAAACACAGUGAUUCAACCUGGA